GAAGGAGACAAGUAGAAGUCUCUUGUCCGAGUUAGGUUAGGUUCGGUUGAAUUGGCCUAUUUCCACGCUAUUUCGCAUUUAGUUAAUAUAUACGACAACUAUAGUCUGACCUCACGCGAUGGCUGUCAAGGAAAAACAAGUUGACCACACGGAGGAAAUAGAGUGGAAUGUUGACAAUGAAAUACAAUUAUUUUUUGCCAUGAACGGUCACAAACCAGUAGGUAUCAACAAAUAUUUCCACAUGGUCUGCAUCUGGGAGAAAUUUCGUGCUGCGAUACACAAAGAUAUUUCGUUGAAAGUUAUUUGGGGCCAUCUGGAAUCAAUGUACGACUUAGCAGCACUGGAUGAUAUGGAAGAUCUUCCGUUUCCCAGCAAUGAGACUGAUUUUACACUUCCGGAGUCAGAGUUUUCUUCUUUGAUGAAAUUGAGAAAGAAGGAAGAACUGGAUGUAAAAAGUAAAGAAGUCCAACCAAAGGAGAAACAGAAGGAAAUGAGGAAGGAUAAAGAUUCCAAAGAUAUUGUGAAGAAAGAUAUUCCUCCGCCCAAAGAAGUUAAAGGUAGUAAAGAACCAGACAGGAAAAAGGAAGAGCCAAAAAAACCUACCAGAGAAAUGGAUGUGAAAAAAGACAAGCUUCGCGAGACUAAGGAUGUAAAAAAGGAACAGCACAAAUCUUCCAAAGGACGACCCAAAGGGAAGGACGAUGAUGAAACAGCUUUGACUGGAAAAAAGGAAAGGAAAGAUUCUGAAUCAAGUCGCGAUGGUCCAAAGCGAGGUGUGAAAAGACCGACGAGACAAAGUGUAGACAAUACAUCAAAAGCGUCGUCAAGCCCUCGAGAUACACCACCGCCAAAGCGGCGUAGAAUAUAUUAGGUGGUUUAUAUAUCUAAAUAUAUUCCCAUGACGUAAGCAUGAACGAAUUGCCUACGGGUCAGGCAAGGCUUGCAUUACAUGUAUUUGAAGCUUUUGAAGGAAAAACAGAAGAAUUAUUCCUUUUCAAUGAACAGCUAAAAUGUUAUAAAUCAUAAAUCACACCGUAUCUUUACCUGGUUAGAUUUAACAUUGUACCAUGUAAAUAAACCUCCUACACUUUUUUACAAAAACG
Messenger RNA from Diprion similis, 1103 nucleotides. It is a transcript of the gene MrgBP, whose product is annotated as MRG/MORF4L-binding protein. NCBI's taxonomy places the organism in Eukaryota, Metazoa, Arthropoda, Insecta, Hymenoptera, Diprionidae. The record is from RefSeq and is a predicted model, not a curated record. Gene Ontology annotation, cellular component: NuA4 histone acetyltransferase complex; nucleus. The transcript is spliced from 4 exons. Gene Ontology annotation, biological process: regulation of transcription by RNA polymerase II. Bases 119 to 871 code for a protein of 250 amino acids.